CUUGAACGAUAAACGAGUCGGAAUUCAUGACGAAAGGAAGUUCUUCCGAGAUUGAAGCUCAAUAUCCCCGAGAGAUCGUCACCGCCAAGACAAGUUGCUCUGCUCGGGUGCUUAUACCAAGAGUAAAGGAGAGAAAGAAAGAGAAGAAGAAAGACAGAAAAAAACAAGAAAAGGAAAAAAAUAACCAUAAUUAUAAUAUUUAUAAAUCUAGUGACGUUGAUUGAUUUAUUGAUUGAUUCAUUUCAACCAUGGUGGAAAUACCAUUUGUGUUCAUGGUGUUAUGUGGUGUGUUGACGACUUGGGUGCCCCUUGCGACAGCCUUCAACUUUGACCCCAGGGGCGCCUCCGUGCUGCAGGAGCCCCAUUCGCCUUGGCAGUCCAGGGAAUCCUACUUCGGAUACAGCGUUGCCCUGUAUUCCUCAGGGACACGAGCCGGGAUACUCGUGAGCGCCCCCCGUGCCAACAGUACAGAGUCAGUUUGGACUCCCUCGGAAAUACCCGAACCAGGGGCGCUUUACGUGUGUCCGCUCGAAGGUGGUGCCUCCGUCUGCUCGCAAAUCCUUGUUGAUAAGUCAGGGAACGAAAUAGUAUCUGGAAUCGACCGCUACAAAGACAGAAAGGACUACAGUUGGCUAGGAAUUUCACUCGACCUGCGCGAGAACGGAUAUUCGCAAGUCGUCACGACUUGCGCCCAUCGCUGGAUCAAUCAGUUAUAUCUGCCCAGUGAUGAUUACUUCAUGAACGGCGCGUGUUACUGGGCCGACGUGCAUGACCUUCUACAGCAAGAUUUCCAACCGGAUCUUUGGAAGAAGCUCCUUCCUCUUGUUGAUUAUAAUUACCAGCGCAUAAAGGAUCCAGAAACGGGGCAAAUUGUUUACUAUUAUCAGCUGGGUCAGGUGGGGACCUCAGCCCAUAUCUUGCAAGACGGCAGAUUUGUAUUAGGUGCUCCUGGUGUAAAGCAAUGGGCAGGUACAGUCGCGACGGUACAACGCGGCCAAUUAUGGACAGGAGUCGUCGAUUCAACCGUUCUCACUCCUGUCAAGUCAUAUGACAGUUACUCGUAUUUUGGCUACAGCGUGACGUCUGGGAAAUUCUGGGGCAGCGAGGAGCUCAUAGCGGCGGGGGCGCCCAGGGCGGGUCUGCAGGGCAAGGUAAGCCUUUUAAGCACAAAUGGCGUCUUAAAAUGGGAGGUGUCCGGAACCAUGCUCGGCUCUGGCUUCGGAUCCGUAGUGGCGGCCGGCGACGUCACGGGCGACGGUUGGGCAGAGCUGUUCGUCGGAGCCCCACUCUAUAGCGAUCGAACACCGAAAGGAGGCGCCGCGGAAACAGUGGAGAGAGGAGCGGUGUUCGUGUACAAGCGAGGUGCCGCCGAAGGUCUGGUCCUCCACCGCCACCUAAGGGCCAGUCCCCCUUCCCCUCAAGCCAGGUUCGGGGCCGCCAUCGCAGUCAUCGGGGAUAUCGACCGCGACGGGUUUCAGGACGUGGCAGUGGGCGCACCGUAUGAGGACGACGGAGCGGGCGCUGUGUACAUCUUCAUGGGCGGCCCUGACGGCGUGGGCGGCACCGCGAGCCAGCACCUGAGGGCGCGGGAUUUCGAUCAAGCCCUCAGAGGCUUCGGGGCGGCGUUGUCCAGGGGCGUCGACGUCGAUGGGAAUGGUUACCCAGACCUGGGCGUGGGCGCAUACGCGGGCGGGGGCGGCGCGGUGGUGGUCCGGACGCGCCCCGUGGCCACCGUGGACGGGCGUGUGAGCAGCGACCGAGAGGUCAUCACGGAAGCCGGCCAGGAAUUCACCGCCUCGGCCUGCCUCUCCUUCGCAGGACACAACGUGCAGGAUAAGAUAGAGAUGAAACUGGAAUUAAUAUUAGACGAAGGAAAAGCUGAUCGGGCGUAUUUUCUUGCGUUUGGCACCGGCGUUAUCACGGAGGAGGUGGAGCUUAUGCGUGACGUCACGAAGUGCAUAGAUUACGUCAUCAAAUUAAAGGAUGACCUGAAUAAUUCCACCCAUCCAUUGGAUAUUGUGUUUAAAUUCACCUCUGAUGACCUAGAUCCAGCCUCCCCCUGGUGCCCGAGGUGUGGCGUGGUGGCGCCCUCGUCUCCGGCCGCCCACAGGACCUCCGUUCCGCUUGCUCUGGGCUGCGGCGACGAUGCGGUCUGCACGCCCACGCUCACCCUGGAGGCGGCGUGGGUGGCGGGAGUGACCGACGGACAGUACACCCUUGGCACCGGCGACGGCCUAUACCUCGACGUAGAAGUGGGCGUGGGCGGCGAACCUGCCUACAACGGGUGGGUGGGCGUGACUCUCCCCCCCGGCCUGACCUUCCGCUAUCUCCCCUACAAGUGCGUUGCUUCUGACGCCCACAGCGCCUCCUGCAGGUUGGAUAAUCCCGUCCGGCCGCCCACGCAGAAGCUAACUCUGGUGGCGCAGGAGGAGGCGGGGCAGCUGGGCGGUCAGGAGGGCGUGGUCAAGGUCCUUGUGUCAGCAGGAGCGUCAGGAGCCAAGGAUGAGCAGGAGACUCUGACUCUCGGGCUUGUCAGGGAUGUCAGACUCUUUCUCUCGGGGCAAGCUGAGGAGGAGAGUUUGCACUAUGACCCAGCCUCUUCGUCGCCCCAGGUCACUGUGAGGACAUUUUUCCAGGUGGGGAACCAGGGCGCAACGGCAUCAGCGGAAGUGCCUGUGAACAUUUUUGUUCCCGUGGCGUUCAGUCCUUCGCCAGGUCUUAACUUCACUUUCGGCGAGGUGGUGGAGGUGUCUUCGGCGAUCAGCUGUUCUGACGAGGGCGUGGUGUCCGAUAUGGGCGGCGUUACUGCUGGCGAAGUGUCGAAGCCGCCCUUUGACACGACCCUGAGUGUCACUUGUGCGACACCGGGUUUUCUGUGUCACUCGUUCACCUGCAUGUUCAAGGACACGUAUCAGGUCCAGACUAUCUCUUUGAACACGCGAUAUGACUUUAAACAACUACAGGACAAAUACGGAUCGAAUGCCACCGCCAGCCCACACCUGGGCAGCCAUCUUGUCUUCAGAGCCAGAGACCGUCAGAAGCGGCGUAGCGGACGUGUGGGUGACGGUGGCGCCGCAGGGGUGGAGGCCGCCCGUGCAGCCUGUGCCGCCCACGCCCGCCUGGGUGUACCUCGUGUCCGUGCUGGCGGGCGUGAUCCUUCUCGUGGUCAUUGUUUUCGUUCUGUUUAAGGUGGGCUUCUUCCGGCGCAAGAGGCACCAGGCCGCCCAGGGAGAGGGCAGCGGGCACGAGGAGGGCUCCUUGACCGACACCCUGGACGAGGACUUCAAGUGGCAGGCCGGGGACGAGGCAGAGGAGGGCGGGGAGCCG
This is a messenger RNA of Penaeus monodon (black tiger shrimp), 3327 nucleotides long. RefSeq names its product integrin alpha-PS3-like. Gene Ontology annotation, molecular function: integrin binding. Gene Ontology annotation, cellular component: integrin complex; external side of plasma membrane. The record is from RefSeq and is a predicted model, not a curated record. Gene Ontology annotation, biological process: cell-cell adhesion; cell-matrix adhesion; integrin-mediated signaling pathway. Lineage: Eukaryota; Metazoa; Arthropoda; Malacostraca; Decapoda; Penaeidae.